Nomia melanderi (Alkali bee) is the source of this 3905-nucleotide messenger RNA. RefSeq names its product rRNA methyltransferase 3, mitochondrial. NCBI's taxonomy places the organism in Eukaryota, Metazoa, Arthropoda, Insecta, Hymenoptera, Halictidae. The record is from RefSeq and is a predicted model, not a curated record. Gene Ontology annotation, molecular function: RNA binding; RNA methyltransferase activity. Gene Ontology annotation, biological process: RNA processing.
CUAGUUUCCUAGCUUUUUAAAAGGACCGAGCGUGCACGUGGAGCGUGCCUCUGUGCACUUUUAGCUUUUAGUAAAUAACAAUCGUAAACUGGUGUACUCGAUACAACCGCCUAACGACAUUGCGUUGCAGAAACUAUUAUUAUAGAUUUAUACCAACUUCUCAACGUUUAAUGCUAAUGGCGGCUUUCUUUGUCACUUGUAACUUGUAGCCAAUUUCACGUCGAACACGGUACACGCGUUGCUUAUAAUUCUCUUAGAAAUGUUUCUCUCGGAGCUCUUCGAUAUACCGUUCGUUUAAAGCAUUUCUAGAUAUCAGUGAAAUAUUCUAUAUUUACCAAUUAUGAUAUACUACUCGUAAAAACAGAUAUCGAAUCAUUAAAAUCGAAAAGAAAUGGCUCUUUUCAACGUAACUUGCACCAUGUUUCGCCUACAUCGGCAUGCCAGCAUGCAAUUCCAAUCGAUCAAAACAACGGUUAACGUAUUAUUAAAUCCAACUCGAACAUAUGUAAGAUGGAUGAAUCGUAGACCAGUUGCAAUUGUUAACGAAGAAGAACUUUACGAUACCGAGGACACUACCAAGGAAAAGUUUAUAGAAAAAAGGGAAGCUCCAUCGAAGAAACCGAUCAGAAAGGAACAGAGCAAAAAAGCCACGGAUACUUCUGCUUCUGAGAAGAAGAAACCGUUCACUGUAUUCGAACAUAACGAUAAAACUAUAACAUCUUUAAUGACCAAAGUUAAAUCACGAAAAAGAAGAGAGAAGAACGAUAUGAUCAUUUUAGAAGGACACAGAUUAAUCAACGACGCGGUCAAGGCUGGUGCAGAGUUAGAUAUAUUGCUUUUUAAUAACAAAGAUGAUUUAAAUCUAUUGAAUCUUCCUAGCAACGCGCAACUUUACAAAGUUCCAUAUAAAACUAUUCAAUUAUGGUCUAGUUUAUUUCAUUCUCCUGGACUAAUAGGAAUUUUCAAAACUCCCGACGUGUCUAAUAAUGCUCCUGCUGAAAAUGCAUUACCGCUUACCGUUAUUUGCGACAAUAUCAGAGACCCAGGAAAUUUGGGAUCGAUUAUGAGAGCUGUUGCAGCUGUAGGCUGUGAAAAAUUAAUACUAAUUAAAGGUUGCAUCGAUCUGUGGGAUCCGAAAGUUCUUCGAGCUGCGAGCGGUGCUCAUUUUCGAGUGCCCAUUCACGCGUUUCCAACAUGGGCCGACAUUUCACCGUUGCUAAGCGAAGACUCCAACGUUUUCGUAACAGACAGUAACUUCAGAGAUGAGUUUCUGUCGCAUUAUAACACUGAAACGCUAGAACCCAGCAUGGGGAUAUUUAACGUCGAUCCGGAACUAUUGAAAUUAAAGACUAUCGACAGCAAUAACGAGAAUGAAACCGUAAAAUCUAAACUGAGAACACCACUGAAUAAGAAAACGAUGGCAGAGUUUUUGUUGAAACUUCCUAUUGUACCAUAUUACACUAUAGAUUAUACGAGAAAAGAAAUCGUUCUUGUCCUAACCGGUGAAACGGAAGGUUUGACUGUCGAUUCGUAUAAAUUCUUAAACGAACGGAAUGGUAUACGUAUCAAUAUACCAUUGGCAAACGGAGUCGACAGUUUAAAUACAGGAGUCGCUCUUGGCAUUGUUACGUUUGAAAUAAAAAGGCAAUUUAUAAAGAGACAAAACGAACUUUAAUAAAGAUAUAUCGAUUAAUUUCUGCCUUAUUUGAUGAUGAUGAUGAUGAUGAUGAUGAUGAUGAUGAUGAUGAUGAUGAUGAUGAUGACGAUGACGAUGACGAUGACGAUGAUGACGUUGAUGUUGAUGACUUUAUAAAUGAUAAAGCUUUAACUCUCAUUGCCGAUGGGUUGAGCAGCAGCCGGACGAACUGUGAAAUUUCAGAGUAACAGAAGCUGUAUUAGAAGAAUUGUUCGUAUUAGAUCCGUUCGUUACGGAACACUUACUGGUACAAGUUUGAGGCUGGAAUUUGAUGUCGUCGAUAGCGAAACCUCCAUUGCUGGCGCUUCCUCGCAAGACAAGGUGGUAAGGUAGACGCGCGUCUAUCGUAACUUGUGCCGCCGUCCAUACGGGUCUAGGAUUAUUAAACCCUUUUGCCGUUAACGACCACAACUGAAAGGAAAAUGAACCGAAAUUGAAAUUGAAAUUGAAAUUGAAACUGAAAUCGAAAGUUUUACGUUUCCUUCUAUUCGGAGUAGAGGCGUCUUACGGGUUGCUCCUGGUUCCCAUUAUCUUCCUGACUGGCUUUCCCUUCUUCGACGUUGAUCUUAAUGAUUUGCAGCGUGGUAGACUCCUCGACUCCAAACGCAGCGAACCAAAAAGUAAAGCAAACGGAUUCUUCGUCCGGCGAGCUCUGUAUAAUUGGCGAUCGUAGUCGUACGUCGGUUGACUUUUUAUUGUUGGUGAAAAUGUCGAAGAAAACAAAGUCACCGGUUGCUCCGAAAGUUUUGUCCAGCAACUGAGCCGGUCGAUGAGCGAGGAAAGCACGUUGCCAAGUAACGGCGCGUUCAUUGUCCGAGGAAGUAAUGUUUUCCCAACCGCACAAACCUUUCUCGAAGCUGCAAUCUUCCGGCCUUACCGAUGCACUCGGCGGUUUCACUGGAUUUAAUUGAAUCGCGGUUUAAUUGAGCGAUUAUUUGAAAUGCAAGCGAAAACGGGCAGAAUAGUCCACAACUGACCUGUACAGUUGCCGGUAUAAAAGGAAACGUCGUCGAUACCUAUGUGGCCGCUAGCUCGAUUCGGACCCCAAGUAGCCUCGAAGACCACGUCAAAAUUUCUCUUUUCGUUUACGUUCACCUGCGCGUAAUUCCACGUGGGCCCUUGAUUAUUGUAUAGUCGCCAAAUUGGUCUGGAUUCGACGGAAGAGUCCCCGGUUAUCUGCACAGAUACUCGAAGUACUCCUUGAAAGGUGAAAACGCUGUUAAGAAACUCAAAGUAUCUCUCGUAUCUGAUCGUUAUUCUGAAUGCCGUUGUUAUCAUGAUAUCGUGGACACACCUAGACUCGGUCCGGUAGAAUCGAUAAAGGAUUCGAACAUAAAGUACCAAAAAGUGAUGCAAAGAGGCUCCUCGGUGGGUUUGAUCUCACGGCUGAUGAGCUGCGCCGUACCUCCUCCGGAGGAUCGAGGCCCUCCUCGCGGACGUCCCAGUCCGAGGAAAAACUCGUUCCUCCGAUUGAUCGUGUAGCCGUUACUGUACAGUUUCCGCUGGUUUCUCGGGCUGAGCGCUUGAAACGAUACCCUUUCCCAUUCGACGCGAUCGGGGUCUCUGGAGUUGAUCCAGUCGCAUUCGUCGACUUCGAAACUGCAGUCUCGGGGUGUCGGUGCCGCGACUUGGGGUGACACUGUUCGGAGAAACGACCAUUUUUCAACGAAUCCUCGGAUCAGAAUCCUCUGAUCUCGAGAGAACCGAGGAACGAGAGAAUGCGUUCGUCGAAGCGUGUCUACCCGGACAAGAUCCUUGAGCGAAGGAGAUAUCGUCGAUGGCGAUGUCUCCCAUCCCGGAAUUCCCUACCGAAGCCUCGAACACCAACUGGAAGUCGUCCAGGGAACCGAUCGUGAUCUCAGCGAUGAACCAGGUAUUUCCAGCGUUUCCGGUCAACGCCCAAAUUUCUCGAAGCGGCGCGUCCAGGCUGCGGAAGUGACGCACGAACAGUUUCAAGCUCCCGAUCCCGGCACCGAACAUAUGAAACCAGAAAUGCAGACACAUGGGAGUGUCGGGAUUCGGCGCAGGGAAGCUCGUGCUGAGAAGCCUGGCCCUGUCCCCCGGUCUGCGAGGAAACGAGGAGUCUAUGUACGCGUACCCUCCACCGGUCGAACGCUCGCCGGAACUAUCCAUGGCUGGCCCGGUCGUUGGAUUUCCGCUUCCUCGGCUCUGACGGAUUCGAACAUGCGCAUAAUAAUAUCCUAUUCAU